This is a messenger RNA of Actinia tenebrosa (Australian red waratah sea anemone), 2019 nucleotides long. RefSeq lists its product as uncharacterized. The record is from RefSeq and is a predicted model, not a curated record. Lineage: Eukaryota; Metazoa; Cnidaria; Anthozoa; Actiniaria; Actiniidae.
AUGGUGACAUAUCAAGACCAAAAGAAAAAGCUACCCCUGUAUGUAAUAAAGGGAGGUGGCCCGGCGCUAGUGGGUAGGGAGUGGUUAAGAGAGAUUACCCUAGACUGGCGGCUGCUAAAGAUGGAAGUCCRUGCAAGCGGACUGCMAAGCRUGCUAGACCGCCAUGAGACUGUGUUCUCAGACGACUUGGGUUGUCUGAAGAACAUUAAAGCCAAGUUUACCCUGAAGGAUGGGGCACGUCCUCAGUUUUGGAAGCCAAGGCCUAUUGCCUUAGCGCGUAAGCCGGCUGUUGAUAAAGAGCUGGAAAGACUAGUGUCUCAAGGAAUUUUGAAAAAGGUUACCCACAGUGAGUGGGCAGCCCCUAUUGUCACACCCAUCAAGAAAGAUGGUAGUAUCCGGGUCUGUGGUGACUUCAAGGUAACAGUCAACCCCUUUYUCGAAAUUGAUGUGUACCCAUUGCCCCGUAUCGAGGACAUAUACGGGAGUUUGAAUGGUGGUAAGAUCUUCUCUGUGAUUGACUUGAAGCAAGCAUAUUUACAGAUGGAAGUGGACGAAGGUAGCAAACCAUACGUCACGAUUAACACUCAUCGCGGUCUCUACCAGUAUCAGCGGAUGCCCUACGGUAUUGCCUCAGCACCAGCUUUGUGGCAGCGAGCAAUGGACCAGGUGCUGCAAGGUCUCAACGGGGUGCAAUGUUAUAUCAAUGACAUAAUCAUAACAGGCAAGACAGAGGAAGAGCACCUGGAGACCAUGGACCAAGUCCUGACAAGGCUGGAAGAGAAUGGACUCAAGGCUAAUAAAGACAAAUGCACCUUCCUCAGGGACUCCGUAGAGUACUGUGGACAUAUCAUUGCAGCAGAAGGCCUUCGWCAGUCCCCUAAGAAGGUGAAAGCCAUAACUGAUAUGCCGGCGCCCCAGGAUGUCUCUCAACUACGUUCUUUCCUGGGGAUGGUACAGUAUUAUGCACGUUUUUUGCCAGACCUGUCCACUCAUCUUAAYCCCCUGCACCGCCUGUUGGCUAAAGACCAGAAAUGGAGCUGGGGGCAGAAGGAGGAAAAAAGCUUCCAAACGGUCAAGAACAUGCUGACAGAAGAUCGAGUCCUUAUCCAUUUCGACCCGGACUUGCCAGUGAUCCUGGCCACUGACAGUUCUUCGUAUGGGUUAGGGGCGGUGCUGUCUCAUAAGCUGCCUGACGGAAGCGAAAGACCAAUAGCCUACUCUUCAAGGUCUUUAACGCCAACAGAAAAGAAAUAUUCCCAAAUAGAGAAAGAGGCACUUGGCAUCAUUUGGGGUGUAAAAAGGUUCCGGUCAUACCUAGAAGGACGGCACUUCAAGCUGAUUACAGAUCACGAGCCAUUGAAGUUCCUAAUGGAUCCAAAAAGAGCCGUCCCAGUGACAAGUGCAGCCCGAAUUCAGCGAUGGUGUCUGUUUUUGGGCGCGUUCUCCUAUGAGAUUGGGUAUCGCGGAACCAAGGAACAUGCAAACUGUGACGGAUUAUCCCGACUACCUUCACCAGCGGCCCCAAGGGACCGUUUGGACAGUGUUAGUUUCCUCUACUCCACUGUAAUAAACACCCUUCCAGUCCCUGAAAGGGACCUGAGACGGGAAACCCGAAGGGAUCCUGAUCUUGCUCGUGUGGUCAGAUUUGUGGAGGAGGGAUGGGACUCCUACGAAGCUUGUACACAGCUCGCACCAUAUGCAUCACGCAGUGAAGAGAUAGUUGUUCAUAACGGAGUACUAAUGUGGGGUACUCGAGUCAUAGUUCCACCUAAGCUGCGAAGCAGAGUCCUCGACAUUCUACACGAAGGCCACAUUGGCAUGGUAAAGAUGAAGGGACUGGGCCGGAGCUAUGCUUGGUGGCCACAGAUGGACGGAGACAUAGAAAGGACAGUGAAGGAGUGCGAUGGAUGUCAACAAGUCACGAACAAUCCCGCGCCGACAACAUUGCAUCGCUGGGAGUAUCCAGCCUCGCCCUGGCAACGUCUACACAUAGACUUUGCAGGCCCUUUUCAGGGCUGA